Messenger RNA from Bipolaris zeicola 26-R-13, 453 nucleotides. RefSeq lists its product as uncharacterized. The record is from RefSeq and is a predicted model, not a curated record. The transcript has a single exon. Lineage: Eukaryota; Fungi; Ascomycota; Dothideomycetes; Pleosporales; Pleosporaceae. The annotation marks the transcript as partial.
CUCUCUGCUCACGCGACAUCGAGUAGCAUGGGAGAAUGUGGACGCACGUCAGAGCAAGCUCGACAGAACGGGUGUGUUUUUGAUCUCAUGAUGUCUGGAUGGGUUCAUCCACCCUGCUACAAUCAAGAACUAUCCGAUCGCUUUCUAAGCGAGAACAACUUUGCAUUUUUCUGGGAUCAAGAUGGGUUAAAGCCACUAACCGAGGCUGAAGCAAGACUUGGAAAUCAUAAAUUUAUCUACACUAACGGAACUUUUCACUAUCAGCAUUGCGCAUAUAUAUGGGCUAAGCAAAUAAGUGCAAGAAAAAGAAGUCCUUUUGUCUUGGAUAGUCAGUCGAGGUCAAUAGAGCAUGUGGAGCAUUGUAUCCAGCGAGUAGGGAAUCCAAAUAUCACUCAGGUUGCGCUCCAGACGGGAACACGUUUACAUGUCUCGACUUGGCGGUUAGACUGUAUA